CGCGCGGCAGCUCUGGUUGGUGAGCGGGCGGGUGCCGGGGGCGGGCCUGCGUUUUGGCCGGCCAUUGGUAGAGGUCGCUACCUCUGGCUGUCAAUCCUGUUGCCGUCCUUGGCCCCGCCCCGCCGAAGGAGCGUCGCGGGACGCAGGGCCGCGGGGACUGCCGGGACGGGUCUAAGAUGGCCGGCCUUCUCGGCUCUCGUCGUGUCCGCUGCCCCGAUUCUCAUUCAUUGCCGCGCUGCUGAGCGGCGCCGUGAGCCUGCCCGAGGAGUCCGCCGGCUGUCUCCGUGGGGCGGGAGGCCGCCAUGGCGACCCUGGAUAAGCUGAUGAAGGCCUUCGAGUCCCUCAAGUCCUUCCAGCAGCAGCAGCCGCUGCCGCCUCAGCCGUCUCAGCCGCAGCCGCCUCAGUCGCCUCAGCCUCAGCCGCCGCCGCCUCCGCCGCCGCCCGGCCCCGCCGCCGCCGAGGAGCCGCUGCACCGACCAAAGAAAGAACUGUCGGCCACCAAGAAAGACCGUGUGAAUCAUUGUCUGACAAUAUGUGAAAACAUAGUGGCACAGUCUCUCAGAAAUUCUCCAGAAUUUCAGAAACUUCUGGGCAUUGCUAUGGAACUUUUUCUGUUGUGCAGUGAUGACUCAGAGUCAGAUGUCAGGAUGGUGGCUGAUGAAUGCCUCAACAAAGUUAUAAAGGCGUUGAUGGAUUCUCAUCUUCCGAGGUUGCAGUUAGAACUCUAUAAGGAAAUUAAGAAGAAUGGGACUCCUCGGAGCCUGCGCGCUGCCCUGUGGAGGUUUGCUGAGCUGGCUCAUCUGGUUCGGCCUCAGAAAUGCAGGCCUUACUUGGUGAACCUCCUGCCUUGCCUGACUCGGGUAAGCAAGAGACCUGAGGAAUCUGUUCAAGAGACCUUGGCUACAGCUAUACCCAAAAUUAUGGCUUCUUUUGGCAACUUUGCAAAUGACAAUGAAAUUAAGGUUCUCUUAAAGGCCUUCAUAGCGAGUCUGAAGUCAAGCUCCCCUACCAUCCGGCGGACAGCAGCUGGCUCAGCAGUGAGCAUCUGCCAGCAUUCGAGAAGGACGCAAUAUUUUUACAGCUGGCUGCUAAACGUGCUCUUAGGUUUGUUGGCUCCUGCCGAGGAUGAGCACCCUGCCCUCCUGACCCUCGGAGUGCUGCUCACACUGAGAUACUUGGUGCCUUUGCUGCAGCAGCAGGCCAAGGACACGGGCCUGAAAGGCAGCUUUGGGGUGACGUGGAAAGAAACAGAGGUCUCUCCCUCGACAGAGCAGCUUGUUCAGGUUUACGAGCUGACCUUGCACUAUGCUCAACACCCAGACCACAAUGUUGUGACUGGAGCAUUAGAACUCUUGCAGCAGCUCUUCAGGACGCCUCCACCAGGGCUCCUGCAAGCCCUGACCACGCCGGGCGGUAUCGGGCAGCUUGCUGCGACCCAAGAUGAGCCCAGCUGCCGAGGGCGAAGCGGGAGUAUUGUGGAGCUCAUAGCUGGAGGGGGUUCUUCAUGCAGCCCUGUUCUUUCAAGAAAACAUAAAGGGAAGGUGCUCUUUGGAGAAGCAGCAGCCUUGGAGGAUGACUCUGAGUCAAGGUCGGAGGGCAGCAGCCCGGCGUUUGCAGCCUCAGUGAAGGGGGAGGUCAGCGGUGAGCUGGCGGCCUCUUCCGGGGUCUCCACUCCUGGCUCUGCCAGCUCAGCUACCGACUCUGUGGGUCAUGACAUCAUCACGGAGCAGCCACGGUCACAGCACACACUGCAGCCAGACUCGGUGGAUCUGACCGGCUGUAACUUGGCGAGCACUGCCACCGAGGGGGAUGAGGAGGACAUCUUGAGCCACAGCUCCAGCCAGAUCAGUGCUGUCCCAUCCGACCCCGCCGUGGACCUGAAUGACGGAACCCAGGCCUCCUCACCCAUCAGUGACAGCUCCCAGACGACCACCGAAGGGCCUGACUCAGCCGUGACCCCUUCAGACAGCUCUGAAAUUGUGUUGGACGGCACCGACAGCCAGUAUUCAGAGGUGCAGACUGGACAGCCACAGGACGAGGAUGAGGAAGUACCUGAUGAAGCCUCAGAUGCUUUCAGGAACUCUUCAGUCGCCCUUCAACAAGCACAUUUAUUGAAAAGCAUGGGCCACAACAGGCAGCCCUCUGACAGUAGUAUAGAUAAAUUUGUCUCAAGAGAUGAAGCUGCUGAACUAGGAGAUCCAGAAAACAAGCCUUGCCGGAUCAGAGGUGACAUAGGGCAGUCUACCGAUGAUGAUUCCGCUCCUCUUGUCCAUUGUGUCCGCCUUUUAUCUGCUUCAUUUUUGCUCACAGGGGAAAAAAAUGUGCUGGUUUCAGACAGGGAUGUGAGGGUCAGUGUGAAGGCUCUGGCGCUCAGCUGUGUUGGAGCCGCUGUGGCCUUACAUCCUGAAUCUUUCUUCAGCAAGCUUUAUAAAGUACCUCCUGACACCACGGAAUACCCUGAGGAGCAGUACGUCUCAGACAUCUUGAACUACAUUGAUCACGGAGACCCGCAGGUCAGAGGAGCCACAGCCAUCCUCUGUGGGACCCUCAUCUACUCCAUCCUCAGCAGAUCUCGCUUCCAAGUGGGAGACUGGAUGUGCACCAUGAGAGAUCUGACGGGAAACACAUUUUCUCUGGCAGACUGCAUUCCUCUGCUGCAGAAAACUUUGAAGGAUGAAUCUUCGGUUACUUGCAAGUUGGCUUGUACAGCUGUGAGGCACUGUGUCAUGAGUCUCUGCAGCAGUAGCUACAGUGAGCUGGGACUGCAGCUGAUCACCGAGGUGCUGCCCCUGAGGAGCAGUUCCUAUUGGCUGGUGAGGACAGAGCUCUUGGAAACCCUUGCAGAGAUUGACUUUAGGUUGGUGAGCUUCUUGGAGGCAAGAGGAGAGAACCUGCACAGAAGGGCCCAUCACUAUACAGGGCUUUUAAACCUGCAAGAACGAGUGCUUAAUAAUGUGGUCAUCUCUUUGCUUGGGGACGAAGACCCCAGGGUACGACAUGUUGCUGCAGCUUCAUUAACGAGGCUUGUCCCAAAGCUGUUUUAUAAAUGUGACCAAGGACAAGCGGAUCCGGUAGUGGCCAUGGCAAGAGAUCAAAGCAGCGUUUACCUGAAACUCCUCAUGCAUGAGACGCAGCCUCCAUCUCACUUUUCUGUUAGCACGAUAACCAGAAUAUAUAGGGGCUAUAACUUACUACCAAGCAUAACAGAUGUCACCAUGGAAAAUAACCUUUCGAGAGUUAUUGCCGCAGUUUCUCAUGCGUUAAUCACGUCAACCACGCGACCACUUACGUUCGGGUGCUGUGAAGCUUUGUGUCUUCUUUCAGCCGCCUUCCCAGUGUGCAUAUGGAGUUUAGGCUGGCAUUGUGGAGUGCCCCCACUGAGUGCUGCAGACGAGUCCAGGAAGAGCUGCACUGUGGGGAUGGCCACGAUGGUUCUCACCCUGCUCUCCUCAGCUUGGUUCCCACUGGACCUCUCAGCCCAUCAGGAUGCUUUGAUUUUAGCUGGCAACUUGCUUGCAGCCAGUGCCCCCAAGUCUCUGAGAAGUUCAUGGACCUCUGAAGAAGAGGCCAACCCUGCUGCCACCAAACAGGAAGAGGCCUGGCCAGCCCUGGGUGACCGGACCCUUGUGCCCAUGGUGGAGCAGCUCUUCUCCCACCUGCUGAAGGUGAUCAAUAUCUGUGCUCAUGUCUUAGAUGACGUGGCUCCUGGACCAGCAAUGAAGGCGGCACUGCCGUCUCUGACAAACCCCCCUUCUCUAAGUCCAAUCCGACGAAAGGGGAAGGAAAAAGACCCGGGAGAGCAGGCGUCUAUACCACCAAGUCCCAAGAGAGGCAGCGAAGCCAGUCCAGCCUCUCGACAAUCUGAAACCUCAGGGCCUGUCACAGCAAAUAAAUCCUCGUCGCUGGGGAGUUUCUAUCAUCUUCCUUCAUACCUCAAAUUGCAUGAUGUCCUGAAAGCUACUCAUGCCAACUACAAGGUACCGCUUCUUUUACUGGAGCAGCGCUUGGUGGAGGGCCAGUUAUCCCUGCCCCCGAGGCAGGACAUCUUCAGGCGCUCUGCCCGCUGCCCUGUUGGUUGUGGUUUUCCCCAGUGCGGCUGGGGGAACAGUGAAGGAAGCCUUCUUGAGUUCCCUGUUGCGUUCACUGGUUCACACAGUCUGAAAAGAAGCCCUCUGUGUUCUGCAUCGGGUCCACAGCAGUGUCAGGUCCUCAGGGAGUCACAUACCUCAGCGUCUUCCUGCUUCUCCCCACAGUGUGUGGAAGAGAUCCUCGGGUACCUGAAGGCCUGCUUCAGUAGAGAACCCACAAUGGCCACUGUGUGUGUUCAGCAGUUGUUGAAGACACUCUUUGGGACAAAUUUGGCCUCCCAGUUCGAUGGCUUAUCUUCUAACCCUGGCAAGUCUCAAGGCCGAGCACAGCGCCUCGGCUCGUCCAGCGUGAGACCAGGCUUGUACCACUACUGCUUCAUGGCUCCGUAUACCCACUUCACACAGGCCCUAGCCGAUGCCAGCCUGAGGAACAUGGUGCAGGCGGAGCAGGACCACGACACCUCAGGGUGGUUCGACGUACUCCAGAAGGUGUCCACGCAGCUGAAGACAAACCUCACGAGCGUCACUAAGAACCGUGCAGAUAAAAAUGCUAUUCACAACCACAUCCGUUUAUUUGAGCCCCUCGUUAUAAAAGCUUUAAAGCAGUACACGACAACCACCUCCGUGCAGCUGCAGAAACAGGUGUUAGAUUUGCUGGCCCAGCUGGUCCAGUUACGGGUUAAUUACUGUCUCCUGGAUUCAGACCAGGUGUUUAUUGGAUUUGUGCUGAAGCAGUUUGAAUAUAUUGAAGUAGGCCAAUUCAGGGAAUCAGAGGCAAUUAUACCAAACAUCUUUUUCUUCCUGGUAUUGCUGUCUUACGAACGCUAUCAUUCAAAACAGAUCAUCGGGAUUCCUAAAAUCAUUCAGCUCUGUGACGGCAUCAUGGCCAGUGGGAGGAAGGCUGUGACACAUGCCAUACCAGCUCUGCAGCCCAUUGUCCACGACCUCUUUGUCUUAAGAGGAGCCAACAAAGCUGAUGCGGGAAAAGAGCUUGAAACCCAGAAAGAGGUGGUAGUGUCCAUGUUGCUGAGACUCAUCCAGUACCAUCAGGUGCUGGAGAUGUUCAUCCUGGUGCUGCAGCAGUGCCACAGGGAGAAUGAGGACAAGUGGAAACGGCUGUCUCGGCAAGUAGCCGACAUCAUCCUCCCAAUGUUAGCCAAACAGCAGUUUACCUUUGGUUUGUUUCUAGGAAUGUUCCGGAGAAUCACAGCUGCUGCCUCCAGACUCUUCACUGCCGACGGCAACGGUGGCAGUUUCUAUGGCCUGCAGAGCUUGAACGCGCACGUGCGCUCCAUGAUCCCCACGCACCCAGCCCUCGUGCUGCUCUGGUGCCAGAUCCUGCUGCUUGUCAGCCACACCGACUACCACUGGUGGGCGGAGGUGCAGCAGACCCCCAGAAGACGCAGUCUGUCCAGCACGAAGUCACUCAGCCCCCAGAUGUCUGGAGAGGAGGAGGACUCCGAUCUGGCACCCAAACUUGGGAUGUGCACUCGAGAGAUAGUGCGAAGAGGCGCCCUCAUUCUCUUCUGUGAUUAUGUCUGUCAGAACCUGCACGACUCAGAGCACUUAACAUGGCUCAUUGUGAACCACAUUCAAGAUCUCAUCAGUCUGUCCCAUGAGCCUCCCGUGCAGGAUUUUAUUAGUGCCGUUCAUCGGAAUUCUGCUGCCAGUGGCCUUUUCAUCCAGGCAAUUCAGUCCCGUUGUGAAAAUCUUUCAGCUCCCACCACUCUGAAGAAAACUCUUCAGUGCUUGGAAGGGAUCCAUCUCAGCCAGUCGGGCGCUGUGUUAACGCUGUAUGUGGACAAGCUCUUGUGUACUCCACUCCGUGUACUGGCUCGCAUGGUUGACACCCUUGCUUGUCGCCGAGUAGAAAUGCUUUUGGCUGCAAAUUUACAGAGCAGCACGGCCCAGCUGCCGGUUGAGGAAGUGCACAGAAUCCAGGAGUACCUGCAGAGCAGCGGGUUAGCUCACAGGCACCAGAGGCUCUACUCCCUGCUGGACAGGCUUCGUCUCACCACUGCACCAGGGUCACGCGGCCCCUCUCCUCCGGUCACGUCCCACCCACUGGAUGGGGAUGGGCCCUUGGCACUAGAGACAGUGAGUCCAGACAAAGACUGGUACAUAUGUCUAGUCAAAUCCCAGUGCUGGACUAGGUCGGAUUCUGCGCUGCUGGAAGGAGCAGAGCUGGUGAAUCGGAUCCCCCCUGGUGACAUGAGUGCAUUCAUGAUGAACGCGAACUUCAACUUAAGCCUGUUAGCCCCGUGCUUGGGCCUGGGCAUGCGUGACAUCUCUGGAGGCCAGAAGAGUCCUCUUUUUGAAGCUGCUCGUGUGGCAACUCUGGACCGUGUGACCAGCAUGGUUCAGCAGCUCCCUGCCGCCCACCAUGUUUUCCAGCCAUUCCUGCCUGCAGAGCCCACUGCCUAUUGGAGCAAGUUGAACGAACUGUUUGGAGAUGCUGUGUGGUAUCGUUCCCUGACCACUCUGGCCCGGGCCCUGGCCCAGUACCUGCUGGUGGUCUCCAAACUCCCUGGUCACUUGCACCUUCCUCCUGAGAAGGAGAGGGACUCGGUGAAAUUUGUGGUCAUGACCCUUGAGGCCUUGUCCUGGCAUUUGGCCCAUGAGCAGACCCCACUGAGUCUGGACCUGCAGGCGGGCCUGGACUGCUGCUGCCUGGCUCUGCAGCUGCCCGGCCUCCGGAGCGCGCUCUCCUCCCCGGAGAUGAUGACCCGCGCCUGCUCCCUCAUUCACUGCAUCCGGUUCAUCCUAGAAGCCAUUGUGGUACAGCCUGGGGACCAGCUUCUUGGCCCAGGAAGAAAGAUGGACACCCCAAAGGCUGCCGGAGGGGAAGAAGUGGAUUCAGACACACAAAACCCUCAGUACAUUGCUGCAGCCUGUGGGAUGGUGGCAGAGAUGGUGGAGUCCCUGCCAUCUGCGCUGGCCUUGGGCCACAGAAGGAACAGCAGCACACCAGCCUUCCUGACGCCUGUACUCAGGAACAUUGUCAUCAGCCUGGCCCGCCUGCCCCUCGCCAACAGCUAUACCCGGGUCCCCCCGCUGGUAUGGAGACUUGGGUGGUCACCAAGACCAGGAGGGGAUUUUGGCACAGUUUUUCCAGAGAUCCCUGUGGAGUUCCUCCAGGAAAAGGAAGUCUUCAAAGAGUUCAUCUACCGCAUCAACACGCUAGGGUGGACCAGCCGUACCCAGUUUGAGGAAACAUGGGCCACCCUCCUCGGUGUCCUGGUGACUCAGCCCCUCGUGAUGGAGCAGGAGGAGAGCCCACCGGAAGAAGACACGGAGAGGACCCAGAUCAAUGUCCUGGCCGUGCAGGCCAUCACCUCCUUGGUGCUGAGUGCGAUGACCGUGCCUGUGGCUGGCAACCCAGCCAUGAGCUGCUUGGAGCAGCAGCCCCGGAACAAGCCCCUGAAAGCUCUCGACACCAGGUUUGGGAGGAAGUUGAGCAUUAUCAGAGGAAUUGUAGAGCAGGAAAUUCAAGCAAUGGUUUCAAAGAGAGAGAAUAUCGCCACCCAUCAUUUAUACCAAGAGUGGGACCCCGUCCCUUCUCUUUCUCCAGCUACUACAGGUACCCUCAUCAGCCACGACAAGCUUCUGCUGCAGAUUAACCCCGAGCGGGAGCUGGGCAACAUGAGCUACAAGCUCGGCCAGGUGUCCAUUCACUCUGUGUGGCUGGGGAACAGCAUCACCCCCCUGAGAGAGGAGGAGUGGGACGAGGAGGAGGAGGAGGAGGCUGAUGUCCCCGCACCUUCAUCACCACCCAUAUCUCCUGUCAACUCCAGGAAACACCGGGCUGGGGUUGAUAUCCACUCCUGUUCGCAGUUUUUGCUUGAACUGUACAGUCGCUGGAUCCUGCCGUCCAGUUCAGCCCGACGGACCCCCGUCAUCCUGAUCAGUGAAGUGGUUCGAUCACUUCUCGUGGUCUCAGACUUGUUCACUGAGCGCAGCCAAUUUGAGAUGAUGUACCUGACGCUCACAGAGCUGCGGAGGGUGCACCCUGCAGAAGAUGAGAUCCUCGCUCAGUACCUGGUGCCGGCCACCUGCAAGGCGGCUGCUGUCCUUGGAAUGGACAAGGUGGUGGCGGAACCGGUCAGCCGGCUGCUGGAGAGCUCGCUGAGGAGCAGCCACCUGCCCAGCAGGGUCGGAGCUCUGCAUGGCAUUCUGUAUGUGCUGGAGUGCGACCUCUUGGAUGACACGGCAAAGCAGCUGAUCCCAGUCGUCAGCGACUAUCUCCUCUCCAACCUCAAAGGGAUGGCCCACUGCGUGAAUGUUCAUAGCCAGCAGCAUGUCCUGGUGAUGUGUGCCACCGCCUUCUACCUGAUCGAGAACUACCCUCUGGAUGUAGGGACAGAAUUCUCGGCAUCAAUAGUGCAAAUGUGUGGGGUGAUGCUGUCCGGCAGUGAGGAGUCCACCCCGUCCAUCAUUUACCACUGUGUCCUGAGAGGCCUGGAGCGCCUCCUGCUCUCUGAGCAGCUCUCCCGGCUGGACGCAGAGUCUCUGGUCAAGCUGAGCGUGGACAGAGUGAACGUGCACAGCCCACAUCGGUCCAUGGCGGCCCUGGGCCUGAUGCUCACCUGCAUGUACACAGGAAAGGAGAAGGUCAGUCCGGGCAGGACCUCGGACCCCAGCCCUGCCACCCCCGACAGCGAGUCAGUAAUCGUGGCUAUGGAGCGCGUGUCUGUUCUUUUCGACAGGGUCAGGAAGGGGUUUCCCUGUGAAGCCAGAGUGGUGGCACGGAUCCUCCCUCAGUUUUUAGAUGACUUCUUCCCACCCCAGGACGUCAUGAACAAAGUCAUUGGAGAGUUUCUGUCCAACCAGCAGCCAUACCCACAGUUCAUGGCCACCGUAGUUUACAAGGUGUUCCAGACUUUGCACAGCACUGGGCAGUCAUCCAUGGUCCGGGACUGGGUCAUGCUGUCCCUCUCCAACUUCACACAGAGGACCCCGGUUGCCAUGGCCACAUGGAGUCUUUCCUGUUUCUUCGUCAGCGCUUCCACCAGCCCAUGGGUUUCGGCGACCCUUCCCCACGUCAUCAGCAGGAUGGGCAAACUGGAGCAAGUGGACUCUAACCUCUUCUGCCUGGUGGCCACGGACUUUUACAGACACCAGAUAGAGGAGGAGCUUGAUCGCCGGGCCUUCCAGUCUGUGUUCGAGGUGGUUGCAGUACCGGGAAACCCCUAUCACCGAUUGCUGGCUUGUUUGCAGAACGUCCACAAGGUUGCCACGUGCUGAGUGCCCACCCUGGGUUCCAGCACUGGUGCCUGGGGUCCCUGUCUGUGCCAGGUGGCUCCGGCAGUGUGGCCGAGGGAGCAGUGUCAUCUCUGCCACAUGGCUGUGCAGGAAUGUGUGCGGCGACACGGGAGGUAGAGCCCGGGUCCACCAAGAGCAGAGCAGCUGCGCCACUUACCCUUUAUGCUAGAGCUAGUGUUAAAUGCCAGUUAAGCAGGCAUUCACCCUCCUCCUGGCCAGCCUGCUCAUUGCCACCAGGGUAUGGCUGCUCCGGCUCCUGGGAUAGCAGUCCGUGCACUUACAGGUUGGCCAUUAGCCCCCUCUCCUGUCCUGGUGGCAUAAGGUGGCAGCAUUAGGCUUUGGAGAACAUUUUCCCAGGUCUCCCUGGUGAGGUGUGGGGGGAUCGUGAUCCCACUCCUCGCAGGGGGUGCUUGGUGUGUGCCGGCAGGGUCCGUGCCCGGCGGGUGGUGUGAGCACGACACCAGCGCCAUAUUUGUCUUUCUGUUUUCUUCUCAGGAUUUAAAUUUUAAUUGUAUCAGUAAAGAGAUUAAUUUUGCGGUAACUUCUGA
Manis javanica (Malayan pangolin) is the source of this 9898-nucleotide messenger RNA. Lineage: Eukaryota; Metazoa; Chordata; Mammalia; Pholidota; Manidae. The record is from RefSeq and is a predicted model, not a curated record.